This is a messenger RNA of Myotis brandtii (Brandt's bat), 1586 nucleotides long. RefSeq lists its product as uncharacterized. The record is from RefSeq and is a predicted model, not a curated record. Lineage: Eukaryota; Metazoa; Chordata; Mammalia; Chiroptera; Vespertilionidae. The transcript has 5 exons. Bases 131 to 1024 code for a protein of 297 amino acids.
CUCCUGGUUCAUAGGUCGACGGUCAACCACUGAGCCACCCACUGGGCUACCUGCCGUUUAACAACUGAUUCACAAAAUUCCUGCAAAUGUCACACUUGCCUGUUGUUCGCCUCUCGCAUACCGUGCAGUCAUGUCAGCGUCCGUGAGACGUGAGGGUCAGGGUCCAUGGGGUCAGGGAUCAGAGUUCACAGCCAACAUCCCCACACCGACCCCCGCAGAUGAAGGUGCGGAUGCUGCGAGUGUGGAGCUGGCGGCAUGGCGAGGGCUGGCAGUGCCCCGCCCCCAGGGUGAGGCCGUGGGCAUCGCCCUCCUGCUGGAUCAGGUCCAGAGGGCCCUCCCGGCACCGGGCGCUGGAGGCCAGGAGCUGCCCAUGGCUGACCGUGUCCUCCACCAGGCACAGCAGACCAGGGGAGGUACAGCCAGGGCCCAGGGCCGAGCGCAGGACGUUCAGGGGGUGCUGGCUGAGGCGGGAGCUCACACCAGGGCUGCAGAGCAAGGGCUGCAGGCGGCCAGACAGACACUUGGAGGCCUGGAGGCCAGUGUACAGGAGGUGGCGGGGCGCCUGGCCCAGAUGACACUGGCAGCGGAUGUGACCCCGGACCCGGGGCUCCUAUCCAGGGCAGCUGUGGCUCUCAGGACCCGUGUGGCCCUGUGCCAGGGGCAGGCCCAGGCGGCAGAAGAGCGGGCAGCGCAUGCCCUGGGCUUGGCUGGGGGCCUGGGCAAGAGCCCCCGGGGAGCUGAGGUCCCAGUGCCGUCCUGGUCCCUGGAGCCUGGGUGGGGCAGCUCGCAGCGCAUUCCAGCCGAAUUCAGCGCUCCCGGCAAGCUGGAAGGUCCGGAGCGGAUGCGCGGCCAUAAGAUCUGGAUCGCUCACUGCCUCUCCGGUCGGUCUGUGGUGGCCACCCAGCACCCAUUUCCAUGCGACGGAGACUGCACUUCCCGUGCGACCUGCUUUGGUGACCAGGGAGCCGGAGGCCCUGGAACCAAGCGGCCUCUUCCCAUCCGCCCCCUCCGGCCAGCAUCCUGAGCUGCCCACCUUCCUGAACCGGGGGCUGGACGCCCUCGCACGGGCCCUCCCGCUCUCCACUGAUGCUGGAGCCCUGGAUCCGAAGGCCUAGCUGCUGUUGACCUCCACCGAGGUGGCCAUGACCCUGAGGGCAAAGGCCAGGUUCCAGGGGCCGUCUGAAGUCUCACAGACCAGACUCCUGGCCUUGGCUCACGCCGUGGCCCUCGGUGCACCCCCUGACCACGGUGGCCUAAAGCCCCCAGCCCCCCGCUUCCCCCUUGCUCUGCCGAGGUCUGGGCAUCAGGACUCAAUAAAAAUUUGCAGCUGAGCUGGCCUGGGCCUGGUUUCUAGAAUGAGGGUCCUUUUCAGAGGGGAGGGGAGGGGGCGGGAACCUCUGCACGGGGUUGCGAUCCUGCCCGACAUCCACUCCAUGCUUUCCUUCCUGCCGUGGUUCCCAACUUUGCUCAAAGUCGCCAGACUCCCAGCCCAGCGGAGGGACCGCCGGACCUGACCGAGUGGAGACUCAGCCGCGGACCCUCACGGGCAGGGAUGGAGUGGGCCGCAGGGAACCGAGGGAGGGACC